CACGGAACCGAUCCCCAGACUACACAUGUAGUUGGGACUCUGGGUUACCUUGCACCAGAGCUCACCAAGACCGGCAAGGCAACUACAAGCACAGAUGUGUUUGCCUUUGGUGGAUUUUUGCUUGAGGUGGCUUCUGGAAGAAGGCCAAUAGAGAUAAGAGCAUCAGAAGAAGACGUAGUGUUGGUAGACAAAGUUCUGGAGUGCUGGAAGGCAGGGACUAUUCUGGAGGCAACGGAUCCUAACUUGGGGAAUGAAUAUAUUGUCGAAGAGAUGGAGAUGGUGCUAAAGCUUGGCCUUCUUUGCUCACACCCCAACUCCAGUUCUAGGCCUCCUAUGCGGCUGGUGAUGCGAAUACUGGAACGCGAUGCUCCCCUUCCAGAGAUACCUGAAGAUGGCUGGAAUGCCGAAAUUUCAGCCAUGGGAGAGGGAGGGUUUGAUAAUUUUGGUAUGUCAGAUAGUUCACUGUUAACAAUGUCCGCCUGCUCACCAUCAACAAUGGAAUCUCUUCCCUUGACGGGCCGUUGAUGGUGAUAAAUGUUUGUAAAAGCAAUGUUUAAAGUAUACCUUUGCUUCGUGUUAUGCAUGUAAUUAUGAAUGAUUUUUGUAGCAGUAUGGUUGUUGCUGCAAUAUAAUUGAAAAUCAAAACAGAUGUAGUUUGCUGAGAAAAAGAAAUCCAGUAGAUAAACAAAAUCUGGAAUGAAAGGAAAUUGCUCAA
Elaeis guineensis (African oil palm) is the source of this 715-nucleotide messenger RNA. NCBI's taxonomy places the organism in Eukaryota, Viridiplantae, Streptophyta, Magnoliopsida, Arecales, Arecaceae. The record is from RefSeq and is a predicted model, not a curated record.